Messenger RNA from Gallus gallus (chicken), 1302 nucleotides. RefSeq names its product sirtuin 2 (gene SIRT2). The transcript is spliced from 14 exons. NCBI's taxonomy places the organism in Eukaryota, Metazoa, Chordata, Aves, Galliformes, Phasianidae. Bases 98 to 1264 code for a protein of 388 amino acids. Gene Ontology annotation, molecular function: NAD+ binding. The record is from RefSeq and is marked validated.
AGAGUCACUCCUGCCGGGCACACCCGGAAGUUUGGCGUCUUCAGCCAAUCAGCGCGGCCGGCCCACGGCGUCCCGGGAAGUGCCUCCAGGAGUUCCCAUGUCCGAAGCGGACGCUCCCCCUCCCGGGGCUGAUCCCGACGCUGAGGCUGAGGGCGGCUCCGAGGAAGACUCCGAUAUGGAGCUGCUGCGGAACCUCCUGGCACGGACGCUGGGGUUGGGCACGGAGCCGCCGGAGCGCGUUCUGGAUGAGCUGUCGCUGGCGGGAAUCGCCCGGUUCAUGCAAAGCGAGCGCUGCCGCCGUGUGGUGUGCAUGGUGGGCGCCGGCAUCUCCACGGCCGCCGGGAUCCCCGACUUCCGCUCACCCGGAACCGGGCUGUACGCCAACCUGGGCCGCUACGAACUGCCCUACCCCGAGGCCAUCUUUGACAUCAGCUAUUUCAAGCAACACCCAGAGCCUUUCUUUGCGUUGGCUAAGGAGCUGCUCCCAGGGCAGCUGAAGCCCACCGUUUGCCACUACUUCAUGCGGCUGCUGAAGGAGAAGGGGCUGCUGCUGCGCUGCUACACACAGAACAUCGACACGCUGGAGCGCGUGGCGGGGCUGCAGCCCGAGGAGUUGGUGGAGGCUCACGGCACCUUCCAAACCGCGCACUGCCUGCGCUCCUCCUGCCGGCAUCAGUAUGACCUGAGCUGGGUGAAGGAGAAAAUCUUCUCUUCCCUCGUUCCCAAGUGCGACAAAUGCCAGAGCGUGGUGAAGCCAGACAUCGUAUUUUUUGGUGAGAAUCUUCCAUCUCGCUUCUUCAGUCUUCUGCAGUCGGACUUCCAGAAGGUUGAUCUUCUCAUCAUCAUGGGCACUUCACUGCAGGUCCAGCCCUUCGCCUCCCUUGUUAGCAGGGUCCCUGCCAGCACCCCCAGGCUCCUCAUCAACAAGGAGAAAACAGGGCAGAGCGAUGUCUUCAUGUCCCUCAUGGGCUUCGGCUGCGGGAUGGACUUCGACUCGGACAAAGCCUACAGGGACGUGGCCUGGCUGGGGGACUGCGAUGAGGGCUGCCUGGCACUGGCAGAGCUGCUGGGCUGGAAGAAGGAGCUGCAGGAGCUGGUGAGGAAGGAGCACGCCGCCAUUGACGCCGUGGCAGCCCCGGAGGACACGAGCAGCGCCUCAGGGGGAGACCCCACGUCCCGGAGGGGCCGCACCGAUGGCUCGGGGGGCCGCGCUGAGAGCGGCGGAGCUUCCAGCGAACAGAGGGGGGACGGCAAAGAGCCGUGAGAGGAGCGAUGGGGACAUUAAACAGCGGCGCAGACAUA